Messenger RNA from Hipposideros armiger (great roundleaf bat), 297 nucleotides. RefSeq lists its product as uncharacterized. The transcript is spliced from 4 exons. The record is from RefSeq and is a predicted model, not a curated record. The annotation marks the transcript as partial. Lineage: Eukaryota; Metazoa; Chordata; Mammalia; Chiroptera; Hipposideridae.
GUUAGACCUGCAACACAUGUUGUAAUGCCUGACAAAAAGAAAGUAAAAAUGCCAGAGGCCAAGAUUGAAGACAAACGUGUUUUGGAGGAGCAAAUAGAAAUCCUAAAGGUUAAGUUAGAGAAUGAGAAAAAGAUGAGAGAAAGGUUUAAGAAGGAAUCAGAAUGGAUAAGCAAAAACUGGGAAAGGAAAUUCCUUAUUCUCAGGAACAGCUUUCAUGUCCUUAAGAACGAGAUGUUUACGAGGCACACAUUGUACCGUCAGUUUGCAGUGCUUGCUGACACAUCUUUCAAUUAUAUU